Messenger RNA from Elaeis guineensis (African oil palm), 1956 nucleotides. The record is from RefSeq and is a predicted model, not a curated record. NCBI's taxonomy places the organism in Eukaryota, Viridiplantae, Streptophyta, Magnoliopsida, Arecales, Arecaceae.
UUUGGUUCUUGUUUCUUAUUUUCUGAAUCACUUUCUAAUUUCAUCUGUAUUCUCGGGGUAAAUCGCGGGAAACUUAGUCCGGAAAAGGAAGGAAAAGGAAAGCAUGUUUUCCGUCAGAAUCUCCAGCUACUUGGGGGAUAAUGACGCAGUUUUCCAUCAUGGAUCUUGAUGAUGAUGAUGAUGGGGCACUGGAGGAGGAUUUUGACGUCAGUGUUGAUGGCGGAGGAGGAUGAGGGAAAUCUCGGGAUUGCUGGUGAAAAAGGACGAGGGAUAGGAGAUAGGAACUGGAGAUUUGAAAAUGGAUUUGAAGAGAUACAAGAGGUGGGGCCCACAAUUGGAGGAAGGGAAAUACAAGAAUCUCCACCGUCUCUACCUUUCUGAACGGACUGAUGGCACUUUUCCAAACACUCUUGUCAUAUCAAAUUGUGAAGUUGUAAAACCAAGGGUUGCAGCAGCAGAGCACAUAUCAAAGUUCAAUGAAGAGAACUCUUCCCCCUUCAUAAAAACGUCAAAAACUAUUAUACAUCCAGGGGAGGUUAACAGAAUAAGGGAACUCCCUCAGAGUAGUAAGAUUAUUGCGACACAUACUGACAGCCCCGAUGUACUUAUCUGGGAUGUUGAAGCGCAGCCUGAUUGCCAGGUUGCUCGUAAUGCUGCAGAAUCUCAUCCAGAUUUGAUAUUGACAGGGCAUCAAGAUAAUGCAGAGUAUGCUCUUGCCAUGUGCCCGUUAGAGCCCCUUGUACUUUCUGGAGGAAAGGACAAAUCAGUUGUCUUGUGGAGCAUACGUGAUCAUGUAUCUGUUCUAGCAGAGGCUUCACCUGAUAAAUCUCCUGGGUUGUCGCCUGAGAGCUCUAGUAAUAAGCAGUCAAUAGAAUCUGGUGAUGAGAAGAAUUCAGAAAGUCCGACUGUUGGACCACGAGGUGUAUUCCAGGGGCACGAAGACUCUGUUGAAGAUGUGCAAUUCUGCCCUGCUAGCCCGCAGGAAUUUUGCAGUGCAGGUGAUGAUUCUUGCAUCAUUCUAUGGGAUGCUCGUGCUGGUACCAGUCCUGUCACAAAGGUUGAAAAAGCUCAUGAUGGUGAUAUUAACUGCGUUGAUUGGAACCCUCAUGAUGUGAAUCUUAUUCUAACUGGAUCUGCAGAUGGUUCUGUUCGCAUGUUUGAUCGCCGAAACCUCCUAACUUCUGAUGGUGUUGGAUCAUCUGUAUAUAGAUUCGAAUUGCAUAAGGCUGCUAUUCUCUGUGUUCAGUGGUCUCCUGACAAAACCUCAGUUUUUGGAAGCUCUUCUGAGGAUGGUUUUCUAAACAUUUGGGAUUAUGAAAAGGUUGGUAGAAAGAGUGAGCGUGUUGCAAGGAAAGCGCCUAAUGCCACAUCUGGUCUUUUCUUUCAACAUGCAGGGCACAGAGAUAAAGUUGUUGAUUUCCACUGGAAUGCAUCUGACCCAUGGACAAUAGUUAGUGUUUCUGAUGACUGUGCAUGUGUCGCCGGAGGUGGGACAGUACAGAUAUGGCGGAUGAGUGAUUUGAUUUACAGGCCUGAAGAAGAGGUUCUGGCAGAGCUGGAAAAGUUUAAGGAUCAUAUACUUUCAUGUUCAUCGGAGACCUGAAUGUGACAGCUGCUUCAGCAGAAUCUUUUUUUUUCGGUUACAAGGGGAAAGUUCUUUUUAGUUUGAUCGAACAGUUUGACACUUUUUGAUCUUUGAGCAUGUUAAGACUAUAAAGAAAUGAUGGACAAUGCCGGUCCACCAGGUAUGUUUUGUGGUGAGCAGCUGAUUAAGCAAAGGCAAAACUGCUUUCCUGCUGACAAUCUCCUUUGUAAUUUACCUUGCUGCACCUUAAUAUUUGGUGGGCUUGGUUAAUUCAUUGUAAACUUCUUACCUCAAAUUUUGACUUGAAUGGUGUUAUGAUCCCACCCUCUGCUGAUGGACAGUCCGUCUAUAUGAAUAGCCAUUCAAGAUCA